Danaus chrysippus (African queen) is the source of this 1470-nucleotide messenger RNA. The record is from the annotation of a GenBank genome assembly. Lineage: Eukaryota; Metazoa; Arthropoda; Insecta; Lepidoptera; Nymphalidae.
AUGUGGUGCCUUGGUUUUAUGCUAUUACUAUCGUUACAUUCACUUUACGUUAAAGCCGACGUUGGUGAUACAGAUUUAAACGAUUUAUCGGAACAGCAAAACUCCGUGAAAAUAAACAAGUGUUGUGAACAUAAUGAGAUUAUGGUCAACUCGGUUUGUAGACUGGCUGAAAAAUAUAAUGAAAGUGUGUGGAGUCCUCAAUUUAAAACUGAAGAUGGCAAAGAUACUACUGUAAAGUAUUUCAGAUAUAUUUACGGAGUACCAAACUGUGAGACCACACAACAAAGACCGAUAUUUGACUUAGGAACAUCUGAAGAUGAAUUGAAUCUUUUAUCCGAUGGACGAUUGAGACAUCUUAUACACCAUGAACAUGGGGAGAAUCCUGUUAAAGACGACCCAUUAAUGACAAACACACUUAUCCAUGAGGCAAUUGUUAUACCGGCUGUUAAAGAACCAUCAUCAUACAAUCAUGAUCAGAACAAAUAUUGUAUGGACAAGAUUCUAACAAGUUCAAAUGUCACUGGUCUAUAUGGAUUGGUAUGUGUUCCAGAAGUGAAGAUUAAUUGGAGAGAGACCAGUUUCUUAAUGAAAAAGGUGCUAAAUCCACUGUUCCAUGCUAUUGCAAUGGUACUAUUUCUGUUGGUUGCUAUAAUAUACUUUGUUUUGCCAACAUUACGAGAUUUGGCCGGAAAUAUAAUCACCACAAUCAAUAUAUGUCUCAUUGUGAGCCAGGCCGCUGAUUUUGUAAGAAUAUUCACAGAAUUUAGCAAUCACGUCAGCUUUAUGAUCACAGAUAUAAUUCUCUACAUCAGUCUGCUGGGUGCCUUUUUCUGGCUGAAUAGUUUCGGAUUUUACAUCUGGAAGACAUUUAAAUCACGAAAUGUCUUUCUCAGAGUGACGGAUGUUCGUAAAUACUGCUACUAUUCAAGUGUUGUUUGGUCAUGUGUAGUGCUCAUGGCUGGUAUGGCUAUUUGUGCACAUUUUCUGCUAGACACCGGUACAAAUCCUUACAGAAAAAUGAAAACACAAUUCUCAUCAUCAAUCUUAGUAGAUGACAUAGAACAAGAAACUAUUGGAUGGCUGGGCAUUGCAAUAUUCUUCACACCUAUAGCUUUCACUAUCAUAUUCAAUCUAUUCUUUUAUAUAACAACUUUGAAAGUUAUUAAGAGGAUAAAUAUAUAUGGAAGAAUCCAUUAUAAAUUGAAAGGAUGUUUCGAUCUGUUCCUGCAGCUAUUUCUUAUAAUGACUAUGGCUUGGCUGUUUCUACUAUUGUCCUGGCUAAAUUUCGAUGGCUUGUUAUACGCCCAUAUAGUGGUCAAUCUAUUACAGGCAAUUCUGAUAUUCUAUGUAUGUGUAGUCAAACAGUCACAUGUAACAUUUCUGUUGAGAAAGAGUUGUUGUUACGCUGAGCCUAUACCAACAGGCGAGUGGGGAGAUGAAAUGACUCAUAUGAAUGGGGGAAAUUAUUAA